Messenger RNA from Choloepus didactylus (southern two-toed sloth), 4417 nucleotides. RefSeq names its product Rho guanine nucleotide exchange factor 38 (gene ARHGEF38). Bases 97 to 2433 code for a protein of 778 amino acids. The record is from RefSeq and is a predicted model, not a curated record. Lineage: Eukaryota; Metazoa; Chordata; Mammalia; Pilosa; Megalonychidae. The transcript is spliced from 14 exons. Gene Ontology annotation, cellular component: cytoplasm. Gene Ontology annotation, molecular function: guanyl-nucleotide exchange factor activity; protein binding.
AGUUAAACUGGUCACUGUAGUGGCUUUAACACUCAUCCUGAGACACUUUAGCAACCAGCCAUAAACUGCAACUUCUCAAGCCUAUCUUUGCCUCCGAUGGAGCCCACAGAAGCCACUGGGAAAGAAAACAUGGGCACCAAGAAAAAGAAUCUGACCUUCUUGAGGACCAGGCUAUAUAUGCUGGAGAGAAGGAAGACUGACACUGUGGUUGAAAGCAGUGUUUCUGGGGACCACUCUGGCACCUUGAGGAGGAGCCAGUCUGACAGGACCGAAUACAACCAGAAAUUACAAGAAAAGAUGACUCCACAGACUGGGUGUGCUGCAACUGAGACCUCAGCCCAGGAGGAAGAGCAUCAGAUGAGAAGAAUGAUGGCAAAGCGGCUGAAAAUCAUCAAGGAGCUGAUACAGACGGAAAAGGACUAUCUCAACGAUCUUCAGCUGUGCAUUAGCAAAGUGGUUCAGCCCCUGAGAAACAAACAGAUUGAUAGGUUGGACGUGGACAGCUUGUUUAGCAACAUUGAAUCCGUGCAUCAGAUAUCAGCCAAGCUGCUGUCGCUAUUGGAAGAGGCCACCACAGACGUGGAACCGGCCAUGCAAGUAAUCGGGGAAGUAUUCUUGCAGAUUAGAGGCCCACUGGAAGAGAUUUAUAAACUCUACUGCUAUCACCAUGAUGAAGCACACAGUGUACUGGAGUCCUAUGAGAAGGAAGAAGAGCUGAAGCAACAUUUGAGCCACUGCAUCCAGUCCUUAAAGAAAAUAUAUAUGGAAGAGGGCAAACCAAACUUAUUGGACAUGGGCUCUUUGAUGAUCAAACCAAUUCAACGUGUGAUGAAAUACCCCUUAUUAUUGUGUGAACUUCGGAAUUCAACCCCUCCUUCUCACCCGGAUUACAGAGCACUAGAGGAUGCCUUUGCUGCCAUGAAAGACAUGAACGUCAACAUUAAUGAACUUAAAAGAAGGAAGGAUUUAGUUCUAAAAUACAAGAAGAAUGAUGAGGAUGAAUCACUUAAAGACAAAUUAUCUAAACUAAAUAUUCAUUCAAUUAGCAAGAAAUCAAAAAGAGUGACAAAUCAUCUAAAGAUUCUGACCAGAGGAGAAUCACAGGUGAAAGACAAUACCUUUAACAGAGAAGAAAAGUUAUUUAGAUAUUUAGAAAAGACUGUGAGGCAUUUUGUGAAGAACAUCUCAUUCUGUCUUCUACACAUACAGGAUGCCAUGCCCUUAGUUCUGAGGAGUGUAAUGGAGUUCCAGGAGAUUUCAUACACCAAAGAUGAGGAGGAGAAUGGCCAUUCAGAGACCCCAAGUAAUACCCCAAAUCCUUGUGAUGACUUUGCAGCUCAUUUACAGACGCUCGUCCUGACACCCCUGUCAGCCCUGCUGUCCUUAUUCCCAGGGCCUCAGAAGCUCAUCCAGAAACGCUAUGACAAACUGCUGGAUUACAACAGCUACCUGCAGCGGUCAGUGGGAGAUGAGUCAGACCUGGCAAAAAAGGAAUACGAAGCCCUCAAUGCCCAGCUGGUUGAAGAGCUCCAGGUGUUCAACCAGGCUGCUCGGAGGAUCCUUCUGAACUGUCUGUGCAGUUUCAUCACCCUCCUCAGGGACCUGAUGCUCCUGGCGCAGCGGGUUUAUUCCACAGUGGGCCCGGUACCACUAUUGGUUUCCAGCAUCUCUGAGAUUCAGAAUCAAGUACUAGAAGAGGUACAAAAUCUGAAUUUUGUGAAGGAUAACAGUGCCACCUUUAUUGAGAGGAAACUGAGUUUUGAAAAGAAAAAGCCUGUGCAAAUUCUGCCAGAAAUGCCACGUCAAACUGAUAUUCACCGCUCCAAACUUCUAUCCACAUACAGUGCAGAAGAACUAUUCCAAGCUAAGCGCAAAUGCAAUGCUACACAAGAAUAUGAUAUCAAUCUUCUGGAAGGGGAAUUGGUGGCUGUGAUGGAACAGAAAGAUCCAUUGGGGAGUACAAGCAGGUGGCUUGUGGACACAGGAAUUGUAAAAGGAUAUGUGUAUUCCUCCUUCUUAAAACCCUACAAUCCAGCAAAAGGGCAGAAGGUGGAUACUGAGAACAGGUUCUGUGAUGAUGAUUUUGACAACAUCAGCCUCUUUGUGUCUUCACGGCCGGCUAGUGACAGUGUCACAGGCACCCCGGAAGGCAGCAUAAGUGACAGCAGCUCAUCUCUUAGUGGCACGUGUGGAAAGUGUGAAACAAAUGGCACUGAUGUUGACAGUUUUCAGGAGGUAGAUGAACAGAUUUUCUAUGCCGUUCAUGCCUUUCAAGCACGGAGUGACCAUGAACUCAGUCUUCAGGAGUACCAAAGAGUCCACAUACUUAGAUUUUGUGACCUAAGUGGCAAUAAAGAGUGGUGGUUAGCUGAAGCUCAAGGGCAGAAAGGGUAUGUGCCUGCUAACUACCUUGGGAAGAUGACUUAUGCUUAAGAAAAUACACCUUUGACUUUUAUUUUCUGCCAAGCUGUUGACUGACUACCUCGUAAAGCUGACAUUACAAAAAGUUGGCCCAGAAAGCAAAAAACCACCAACCUACCAUAGCUGAUAAUGUACCUGGCUUUAAGACUGUGAUUCCUAACAAGAUCAUCUCAUGCAUUUAUUAUGAAGAAUACAUGUUGAAGGUAACACUAAAGCAACAGAAACAGCAAAACAGUCCAACUACUAACCACUUAAAAAUGGAGACAUUUUGAAAGGGUUAAAAAAUAUAUCCUCAUCAUCAUACAAGGUUAGAUCUAACAAUAAGGUACUUCAAUUUACCACAUUAUUUCUUACUCUAUUAUUUUGCCUCAAAUAUGUUUUUGCUUUUCAUGUUUAUCUCUCAUGUAUAUAUACAUACAUACACAUAUAUGUAUAUAUAUGUACACUUAUAAAUACACUACAGUAUAUGAUAUAGAUCAUACAUAUGUAUAUAUCAGGGAGGAUACUAUAUAUACAAAACAAUAGAAAUUGAUUAGUUAAACGCCAUCUAAAAGUCCUUGAUGUAGAGCCUCUCUUGAAUAUAAGUUUUGAGCCAAAAGAAAAAAAGUGAGUAAUAGGAUAACAUCUAAAAUUUACUGAGACCUUAUUACAUGCUAGACAUUGUCCUAAAUGCUUUGUAUGUCUAACUUAUUUGAUACUCAGAACAUUAUAAGGAAAAAGAAGUCAUUUAGUAAUUUAGUCGCAUUGCUAGUAAGUGUUAGGACUGGGAACUAAAACCUAGAGAGUCUUGUUCCGGGGUCCAUGCUUCUAACCACUACAUUGAACUAACCUUCCGAGAGUAUAUAUAUUUUCUAUCUGCAAAGCCCUUGGUGAAGCACAUUAUAAACAUGGAUGAGGACCAUUUUCAUACUUAAGUACUUAGAAGUUUUCAAAAUCAAGGGCUACAAUAACUUAAAAUUCGAUGAUAUUAGCCAAGAGAAAAUGAAGUAUCUAGGUUAUAAUUAUUUUUAUUGUUUUGCUAAAACAUUUUUGAAAGUGUAAUUGUUUAAAAACUAGUCUAGGUAAUCAUUACUGAUACUUCAAUGAGGAAAUGUUUUUGGAUAGCUCAAUUAUUUGUAUGGUGAAUAGGGAAUGUGUAUUCCAUGUGCUGAACCAUGAUGUAAAUAUUUUUAAUUGCCGAUUUGUACUUAGACAAAGCAGGCAUGGAGGAUAAUAUUUUCUAUAGCUCAACAUCCUGGGACAUUGAACUUUGAGUAUUUGUUGAGGGAAUUGUUCCUCAAGAUUCAGACAUAUGUUUCAAGACAUUUUAUUGGGCUAAAGAUGCUUCUUUGGAACAGAAAAAAGAUUAAAUUAAAUUUGACUUUAGUUGUUACCUUUAAAAAUCAAAUUAAGAUCAACUUUCAUUGCCUGUAUAAAAUGUGCUAAUUUAACAUUAAGUUUUAAUAUUUGAUUGUUACUUUGAAGGAUUUACUGGGUCCCUAUAAUAUAUAUUACAUUACAUAUAUUACCAAUGUUACAGUAGCAACAAUUGUUACAAAUAACAGAAUUAAGAGUGCUGUUUUUCAAAGGGUGGCUGACUUUCACAUACAUAUGUGACAUGCACACCACAGAAAUUCAUAAGACAAAAUUUUACAUUAUUUGAUAUUGCUAUUGAAAUUCUUAAUCUAAAUAUGGUUUUAUAAGAUUGUACUGCUAAAUUGUUUUUGCGUAGUAUAUUUUCUUGUUUUGAGUUGGGUACUGUUUUAGUUUGUUAAAGCUGCCAAAAUGUAAUAUACCAGAAUUGGGCUAGCUUUUACAAUGCGAUUUUAUUAGUUUAGCUUACAAUUCCGAGGCUGUGAAAAUGUCCAAACUAAGGCAUCAUCCCAUGAUAUCUGGACCCCUCUUUCAGAUGGCAGAGCACUCAGCGUCUGCUGUUCUCUCCCUUCUCUUCUGGGUUUUGCUUCCAGCUUCUGGUUUCAGUAGUUUCCUUUGUUUUCUGGGACUCUCUUUUAGCUUC